CCCGCCAGGCGCGCACCGCGCCGCGCCCGCGCCAUGGACGAGCCGCCCGAGGACGUGAGGGCUUUCCUCCGGCAGCACCCGAGCCUGCGCCUGCUGACGGACACCGGCAGGGUGAGGUGCGCCCUGACCGGCCACGAGCUGCCCUGCCGCCUGGCCGAGCUGCAGGCCUACACUCGCGGCAGGAAGUACCAGCGCCUGGCGCGCGCCGGCCCGGCCUUCGACUACGCCGAGUUCGAGCCCCACAUCGUGCCCAGCACCAAGCACCCGCACCAGCUGUUCUGCAAACUCACCCUACGACACAUCAACAAAGCCCCUGAGCACGUGCUGAGGCACACCCGCGGCCGGCGCUACCGGAGAGCACUGCAGCAGUAUGAAGAGUGCCAGGAGCAAGGAGUGGAGUAUGUCCCUGCCUGCCUGCUGCAUAGGAGGAAGAGGAAGGAAGUCCACACAGACGGGGAUGGACCUGGCCUGAGAGCAGCGUUCUGGGAGCCAGCCUCCAGCGAUGAAGGGGAGAGCCCAAGUAGUGACGACAGCAUGACAGACCUGUACCCGCCCGAGCUGUUUGCCAAAAAGGACCUGGGAGGACAGAAGAAUGAGGAUGGCUCCACCGACUUUCUGACAGACCAAGAGGAGGUGAGGCCAAGGCCCCCAGGAGAGGCAGACACUGAGGACAGAAAGGAGGUGGGAAUGGACUGCAGGCAGAUGUGUAAGCGGAGAAAGAAACAGCUUGGGUCGUUGACCAAGAAGCCCAGGAGCUUCAACUCCUUCAAGCAGUUGGGGUAACGAAGACUACGGAGACCCACCCACAGGUCCCACUGUCUCUUGACUUGCUGGAGUUCUGACACGAAGGCAGCGGCAGGGCUUCCCAAGCUGCUCUGUGUGAGGCUGCUCUGGGCUGCGGCGAGCCUGGCCAGGCCCGCCCAGGCUGGAUGCUCCUCCCAUAGGAUCACACCGCAUACCACAAAUGCCUUUAUUUAUUUUGAUGUUUCCAAAAAUCAAAACAUUUUCAAACACAACUAAGAUAUAAAAUACAGCAUAAAAAUGAGAUUUAUACCUAUCCCCACAUAAAGCAAAAAGCAUUUUCAGUUAUUUUUCUAAACCAAUGGGUAGACUGUUUCUUUUUCUCCCCACCUGGCAGUCCACUGAAGACUAACAGAUGGAGUAGUGGGCCCCUAGACAGGCCGCUGCUGCAUGGCAGGGCUGACCAAACACUUGCUCCCAGGCUCAACUCCACACGUCAUGUCAUGCGACAGGGCCAAAGGGUGUGUGUUGAGGCAGUCUUGCUGUGGCGGCAUCCCACACGGGCCUUUCUGUAGGAUGAGGGAAGGCCUUGAGGCCAGAGUCUUUACUACAUCUUACCUAAAUGGGUGUGAUGGGGCAGUCUGUGAGGCUCAAUGGGACACAGGGAGAGUGCUGGAAAGGCAUCACUGGAGCAGGUGGAUCUAGGGUGCUAUGCCAGUGGACUGGACUAAGGGGAAACCCAGAGAUGGCCCCUUAAGAGACUACUGGAGUGGACAAGCCUCCACCAUAUCCCCCCAGGUUGUAUGGGUUUGUCCCCACAAGUCUAGGAGAGAUCCAGAGAUUGUGAUUAACCAUGGCAUUUCACUGUCAUCAUAUGAACAUGAGACACCUUCCCUCACCCCCCAAAAAGAGAAACACAGUGUAAGGCAAUGUUAGAAAACUUUAAAUACAGGAUCAAGAUCAAAUCGGUAAGGCAUCACAGAUUGUAAAAAGUAACCUUGGCUGCAUUCAGCAUACAGGAUGACAGAGAGCAAGCAACAGCCUUUGGAGGUGGUGUCAGGGUGGCCCAGCACAUAGCCUGGACUGGAGGAGCACUGCUAAGCCGGGGUGGAGCAUGGCCUGCAGGCUUCAGGCAUUGCUCUGAGGUUGAGGUGACUGGGUUGAGCCUUGGGUCUCCAGUGCGGGGCUAGUGUCGCUGCUAGGCCGCAGACUGCUGCUCCUCCCAGACUGGUUCCAUUGAGGGGCCAAGCAUCCUGUGUGCAGCUCCCUCACCAGCUCUCCCCACUGUCAGGCUCCAGAUAUUCAGUCCCUGCCUUGAGCCACUGAAGCUCCCAGGGUGUUUUCCACCCACUGGCACAUGGUGCGUGUUCAGCUGAAGUCAAUCACUUCGCUGUCACCAGCAGCCUCAGUUGCCCCUCCAAUACUGCACCAUUCUCUGCAUCUGGGGAUUUUCUAAAUGUCUUCAGUGAUUCUAAAAAGUCUAAUGCAGGGGCCAAAACAAGGUUGGAACCCCUGGUAAGAUUCUAAACCAGGGGUUUAGCCGUAUGGUUGAUGUUCAGCUGGACCAUCCAAAAUCAUUUAGUAGGUUUGAGCUAAGGGUGUAAACUUACAAAAGAAAAAAAAA
Dipodomys ordii (Ord's kangaroo rat) is the source of this 2365-nucleotide messenger RNA. It is a transcript of the gene Surf2, whose product is annotated as surfeit 2. The record is from RefSeq and is a predicted model, not a curated record. NCBI's taxonomy places the organism in Eukaryota, Metazoa, Chordata, Mammalia, Rodentia, Heteromyidae. The transcript has 6 exons. Bases 34 to 783 code for a protein of 249 amino acids.